GCGGCCGGCAGGCGGGGCUGCGGCUGCCACGUUGGAGCGGAGCGUGGAGGUGGCCCUGGGCCGCGGAGGAGGGGCGGCGGCGGAUCCUGGGAGAGUCCGACGUUCGCGGGCUAACGCAGGACAGGUCACUGAGGUCCGCCAGGUGUGUCCGCCGUUUGUUUCCUGCCCCUCGCCAGGUUCGGUGUCCGCUGCCGAGGCCCGAGGCCCUUCUUCCGCUGUCGGCGCGCCCCCCUGUCUCCUUUCGGCCCCGCCGGGACAACGCCUGGAGUCGCAGCUGCCGGGUGAUCGCGCCCGUCAUCCUCUACCAACGUUUCCAGGCUGCCCUGCUCGGGAGUGAGUGAGAAUGAAGCUAAAGGAGAUAGACCGCACGGCGAUGCAGGCGUGGAGCCCUGCCCAGAACCACCCCAUUUACCUGGCCACAGGGACAUCUGCUCAGCAGUUGGACGCGACAUUCAGUACCAAUGCUUCCCUUGAGAUAUUCGAGCUCGACCUUUCCGACCCGUCCUUGGAUAUGAAGUCCUGUGCUACUUUCUCCUCAUCUCACAGGUACCACAAGUUGAUCUGGGGACCUCAUAAAAUGGAUUCCAAAGGAGAUGUUUCUGGAGUUUUGAUUGCAGGUGGAGAAAAUGGAAACAUUAUUCUCUAUGAUCCUUCUAAAAUUAUAGCUGGAGACAAGGAAGUCGUGAUUGCCCAAAAGGACAAGCACACUGGGCCAGUGAGAGCCUUGGAUGUAAACAUCUUCCAGACCAAUUUGGUGGCCUCUGGUGCUAAUGAAUCUGAAAUCUACAUUUGGGAUCUAAACAAUUUUGCAACUCCAAUGACUCCAGGAGCUAAAACACAGCCACCAGAAGACAUCAGCUGCAUAGCCUGGAACAGACAGGUCCAGCAUAUCUUAGCAUCAGCCAGUCCCAGUGGCCGGGCAACGGUCUGGGAUCUCAGGAAAAACGAGCCUAUCAUCAAAGUCAGUGACCAUAGUAACAGGAUGCACUGCUCUGGGCUGGCAUGGCACCCUGAUGUCGCUACCCAGAUGGUCCUCGCUUCUGAGGAUGAUCGAUUACCAGUGGUCCAGAUGUGGGAUCUUCGAUUUGCCUCCUCUCCCCUCCGGGUUCUGGAAAAUCAUGCCAGGGGGAUUUUGGCAAUUGCUUGGAGCAUGGCAGAUCCUGAAUUGUUGCUAAGCUGUGGAAAAGAUGCUAAGAUUCUCUGCUCCAACCCUAACACGGGAGAGGUAUUAUAUGAACUUCCCACCAACACACAGUGGUGCUUUGAUAUCCAGUGGUGUCCUCGGAAUCCUGCCGUCCUGUCUGCCGCUUCCUUCGAUGGGCGCAUCAGUGUCUAUUCCAUCAUGGGAGGGAGCAUAGACGGCUUAAGGCAGAAACAAGUUGACAAGCUUUCGUCGUCUUUUGGGAAUCUUGAUCCGUUUGGCACAGGACAGCCGCUCCCUCCAUUACAAAUCCCACAGCAGACUUCGCAGCACAGCAUCGUGCUACCCCUGAAGAAGCCGCCCAAGUGGAUCCGGAGACCUGUGGGCGCCUCCUUCUCAUUCGGAGGGAAGUUGGUGACUUUCGAGAACGUUACAGGGCAGCCUCAGCAGGGAGCUGAGCAGCCGCGGCGGCAGCCCGUGUUCAUCAGUCAGGUGGUGACAGAAAAGGACUUCCUCAGCCGCUCGGAGCAGCUACAGCACGUCGUGCAGUCUCAGGGCUUUAUCAGUUACUGCCAGAAAAAGAUCGAUGCGUCCCAGACUGACUUCGAGAAGAAUGUGUGGUCCUUCUUGAAGGUAAACUUUGAGGAGGAUUCUCGUGGGAAAUACCUUGAGCUUCUUGGAUAUAGAAGAGAAGAUCUGGGAGAGAAGAUUGCUUUGGCCUUGAACAGAGUGGACGGAUCCGAUGUGGCUCUUAAGGACUCUGACCGCGUAGCGCAGAGUGAUGGGGAGGAGAGCCCUGCCGAGGAAGGGCAGCUCCUGGGAGAGCGCAUUAAAGAGGAAAAACAGGAGUGUGACUUUCUGCCCUCGGCUGGCGGGACCUUUAACAUCUCCGUCAGUGGGGAUAUUGAUGGUUUAAUUACCCGGGCUUUGCUGACCGGCAAUUUUGAGAGCGCAGUUGACCUUUGUUUACACGAUAACCGAAUGGCUGAUGCCAUCAUAUUAGCCAUCGCAGGUGGGCAGGAGCUCUUGGCUCAAACGCAGAAGAAAUACUUUGCAAAAUCCCAAAGCAAGAUUACCAGGCUUAUCACUGCGGUGGUGAUGAAAAACUGGAAGGAGAUUGUUGAAUCCUGUGAUCUUAAAAAUUGGAGAGAGGCUUUAGCUGCGGUCCUCACUUAUGCUAAGCCAGACGAGUUCUCCGCCCUGUGUGAUCUCUUGGGAGCCAGGCUUGAAAGUGAAGGAGACAGCCUCCUGCGGACUCAGGCCUGCCUCUGCUAUAUCUGUGCCGGGAAUGUAGAGAGAUUAGUUGCUUGUUGGACCAAAGCUCAAGAUGGUAGCAACCCCUUGUCUCUCCAGGAUCUGAUUGAGAAAGUUGUCAUCCUCCGAAAAGCUGUACAGCUCACGCAAGCCCUGGACACGAACACUGUCGGGGCUCUUCUGGCCGAGAAGAUGAGUCAGUAUGCCAACUUGUUGGCAGCCCAGGGCAGCAUUGCCGCGGCCUUGGCGUUUCUGCCUGACAACACCAACCAGCCAGAUAUCGUGCAGCUGCGUGACAGACUCUGCAGAGCACAAGGCAAGUCUGUGCCGGGGCAGGAAUCCUCUAGGAGCUCCUAUGAGAGGCAGCCGCUGCCCAAGGGCGGGCCCGGACCGCUUGCUGGCCACCCGCAGGUGUCCAGAGUUCAAAGUCAGCAAUAUUAUCCCCAGGGAGGGAAUCCUCCACCUCCAGGUUUCAUAAUGCAUGGCAACGUUGUUCCAAAUAGCACUGCCCCGCUGCCGACGUCUCCAGGCCACAUGCACAGCCAGCCACCACCUUAUCCACAGCCGCAGCCUUACCAGCCAGCCCAGCAGUAUUCCUUCGGAACAGGGGGGUCAGCAGUUUAUCGACCUCAACAGCCUGUUGCUCCUCCUGCUUCUAACGCUUACCCUAACGCCCCAUACGUAUCUCCUGUCGCUUCCUAUUCCGGGCAGCCUCAGAUGUACACAGCACAGCCAGCCUCCUCCCCUACCUCCAGCUCUGCUUCUCUUCCCCCUCCCCCUUCCUCUGGAGCGUCCUUCCAGCAUGGCGGACCAGGAGCUCCACCGUCAUCUUCAGCUUAUGCACUGCCUCCUGGAACAACAGGUACACCGCCUGCUGCCAGUGAGCUGCCUGCGUCCCAGAGAACAGAAAAUCAGUCUUUCCAAGACCAGGCAUCUGUAUUGGAAGGUCCUCAGAAUGGUUGGAAUGAUCCUCCCGCUUUGAACAGAGUACCGAAGAAGAAGAAGCUGCCUGAGAACUUCAUGCCUCCUGUCCCCAUUACGUCACCAAUCAUGAACCCCGUGGGAGAUCCCCAGCCACAGGGGCUGCAGCAACAGCCUUCAGCUCCAGGGCCACGGUCAAGCCACGCCUCCUUCCCGCAGCCGCACCUCGCUGGCGGCCAGCCCUUCCACGGGAUCCAGCAGCCUCUUGCUCAAACAGGCAUGCCACCGUCUUUCUCGAAGCCCAACACUGAAGGGGCCCCCGGCGCUCCCAUUGGGAACACCAUCCAGCAUGUGCAGGCUCUGCCAACAGAAAAAAUUACCAAGAAGCCUAUUCCAGACGAGCACCUCAUUCUAAAGACUACGUUUGAGGACCUUAUCCAGCGCUGCCUCUCCUCAGCUACAGACCCCCAAACCAAGAGGAAGCUGGAUGACGCCAGCAAACGCCUGGAGUGUCUGUACGACAAACUUAGGGACCAGACACUUUCUCCAACAAUCAUCAGCGGUCUCCACAGCAUCGCGAGGAGCAUUGAGACGAGGAACUACUCUGAAGGGUUGACCGUCCACACUCACAUCGUCAGCACCAGCAACUUCAGUGAGACCUCAGCCUUCAUGCCAGUCCUCAAGGUUGUGCUCAGCCAGGCCAGUAAGCUGGGCGUCUGAGACAGCUGCCAUGACCUCCGACUCGCCACUUCUCCAAAGAAAGCCAUGCUAAGACUGGGACCAGCCCCUCAUUAGCAUGUUUCCAUGGCCACCCGCCACCCAGGAGCUUUGACAUUUCUGCAGGCAAACUCCCCUAGAACUGCUUGAACCCCCCUCCCGCCCCGCCCGUGCUUUCCUUUGUUUUAAUCCCUCACCCAUUAUGAUUUUCCCAUUCUGCAAAUAGUGUCUUUCCUGGAUUACACAUAGUGUGGUUUCCUGAGGGAUUCUGACAAAAUGUGGUUUUUAAAACUUUGGUGUACUUUUUAGGAAAAUUGCAUCUGGCUAUGUAUAAAACAGACCUAAAAUAGAUUUCUUUGAUGUCUUCCCUACCUUCUUCACGUUGAUCAGAUUAAAGUUGUAAUCCCAUCUUAUACCUCA
Molecule: messenger RNA, 4453 nt
Organism: Rattus rattus (black rat)
Lineage: Eukaryota; Metazoa; Chordata; Mammalia; Rodentia; Muridae
Gene: Sec31a
Product: SEC31 homolog A, COPII coat complex component
Exons: 28
Coding region: 344-4036 (1230 amino acids)
Biological process (GO): endoplasmic reticulum to Golgi vesicle-mediated transport; intracellular protein transport; endoplasmic reticulum organization
Cellular component (GO): endoplasmic reticulum exit site; COPII vesicle coat
Molecular function (GO): protein binding; structural molecule activity
Source: RefSeq, a predicted model, not a curated record